Mollisia scopiformis is the source of this 573-nucleotide messenger RNA. RefSeq lists its product as uncharacterized. The transcript is spliced from 3 exons. The record is from RefSeq and is a predicted model, not a curated record. NCBI's taxonomy places the organism in Eukaryota, Fungi, Ascomycota, Leotiomycetes, Helotiales, Mollisiaceae. The coding region runs from base 60 to 365 and encodes 101 amino acids.
CUUCGACCUUCUUCCUCUCUUGUCUUUCUUUCCACCUACGACGCGUAGCUCUAGGUUUAAUGAAUCCUCUUCCUCUUGCACCUUCUUCAGAGUUAGCCGUGACAACGUUGGUCGCUAAGCAAAACUUCUCGGCAAAUAAGGGGGCAAGACCCACUUUCAAGAUUUUGAAUCUGCACAGGUAUUAUAUUACUGAUUUCCCAAAGAAUGAAUCUACAUAUGUAGAUUUCACUCUCCGUGGCAGAAUAAGUCCCGAAAAGCAGACGGCCCUCCGCUGCAUUACCGCAGGCAGUGAUUGGGUCGAAGAGCAGAAUUUUCCCCUCGUCCAUCAAAUUAUCUUUGGCAUCUUCCAAAGCUCUAGAGAUUGAACUUAUGGAAAACCCACACGCAGUCUACCAAAAAGAAGUCCAAGGUCGGACAGUGCUGAAUUGGGCAGCAGCUGGAGGCGAAGAAGAACAUAUCCGGCUUGUACUCUCUUACGGCGCGGAUCUGGAUUCGAUGGAUAUCACUGCACCAAGAGGCAGAUAGCUGCAGUGCUGAAUGUAUGCGCCUCGUGCUAGAAGCCGAUGGCAAUCC